This is a messenger RNA of Linum trigynum, 366 nucleotides long. Lineage: Eukaryota; Viridiplantae; Streptophyta; Magnoliopsida; Malpighiales; Linaceae. The record is from the annotation of a GenBank genome assembly.
AUGCCAACUACCGCGUCCGCUUCUUUCACCUCCGGUGCCGACGGCGGUCCCACUUCCCUCGUCGCUCGACUCUCCUCCGGCGACCCCGAUGUCAAGCUGAGCGCCCUGCGGGAAGUCAAGAACCAGAUAAUCGGCAGCAAGACCAAAAAGCUCGACACCGUACCCCCGCGUUGCCUCAAUUCUUUCCGCCGCAAUUGCCGACGACGACUACUUCCAGCUAGCUCCCGCCGCUUCAUCACGGGGAAUGCUCGGCUUUGCCAGCAAUGUCGUCGUCCAAUCGGCGGCAGCUCUCGGCAGCUUCGCCUGCGGAUUCGACGAGGGAGUUCAGGCAGUUCUCGCCGCCGGCGCUCUGCCGCUUCUGGUUAG